Molecule: messenger RNA, 564 nt
Organism: Colletotrichum truncatum
Lineage: Eukaryota; Fungi; Ascomycota; Sordariomycetes; Glomerellales; Glomerellaceae
Source: RefSeq, a predicted model, not a curated record
AUGCUGUCUCUUAUUACCACAACCUUGUUGUCGGCCGCAGCUGUGGUCUCCGCUUGCACCCCGCCAACUGAGCCUCUUUCCAACAACAUCACCACUGGCUUCAGAAUCCAAGUUCAAAACCCUUCCGCGCCAAUCGUGCACAACCGUUACCUGAACUUGUGGGCGGCAGGAGGAGGUGAUCAACACCUGUAUCUCAGCCCUGCUGGAGCUGAUGCUUUUGACCUGACUCUCGUCAACGGCGUCAUCUCCAGAGGUAUCAUCCAUGCGGUGAUCAAUGGAGAAUACACCGCCGAUGACAACACCACCAAGCUCUUCAUGACUCAGCGUGGGGACCCCAAGGCAUUCUUCCAACCUAUCUACGGCUGCAACCCCGAGACUGAUGCCGUACAAAUCGAACUGGAUUUCAUCUCCAGAGCCGCUCUGCCCGGUGGCUUCAUCUGCGUCAGAAGUGCAUCUGGUGGAAGACACGAGUUCCGCUACUCUCCUCCUGGCAACACCGUGAUUCGAGAGGACCGCCCUUGCUACGAGGUCACUCUGGCUCUUGUUCCAGCUUCCACUUCCUAG